CGUGUGUUAUAUGAGCGCGACGGCACCAGAAAUGUAUAUCUCGUUUCUCCGUCUUGCUCCUCGGCAACAUAUAUUUCGAAGCAGCUGAAAGCGAGAUCAAGCCGGUCGCAUCGCCCCCACACAAUUGUUGAACCAACAUCCAAUCACCAUGGUUGCUGCGAAGCGCGUUGCCGUGAUCGGGACAGGCCCGGCCGGCGCCAUCGCCAUUGAUGCGCUGGCGAAAGAAAAGGCAUUUGAUAUUAUCCGUGUCUUCGAGAGACGCGAAGGUCCCGGAGGAUGCUGGAUAGGAGACCCAACGCCACCGUUGGCCGGAGAGGACGGGAAUCUCGAUCUGCUAUCAUUGGGGGAAAGGACUGCGGACCGGCCCGUCCCCAUUCCUGAAAGGUUGCCGGCACAGACACCCAGAUCUGACCGGCCCAGAUUCACGGAGUCGUCCAUCUACCCGUAUUUGGAGACCAACAUCGACGCCGUAACAAUGGAAUUUAACCAGGAACCCAUCCCGGUGGAGAGGACGGCCCGCUCUGUCUCUAUACACGGGACCGACACGCCGUUCAGGCAUUGGACCGUCAUCCGGCGGUACAUCGAGGGCCUGAUCCAACGCCGAGGAUACCAGGACCUUGUCUCCUACAACACGACGGUGGAGAGAGCCGAGAAGAUUGGCAACGAGUGGAAGCUUACUUUGAGGAGGAAAGGCCGGGAGACGGACUACUGGUGGAGCGAGUAUUUCGACGCUGUAGUGGUCGCUAGCGGCCAUUACUCGGUGCCAUAUAUUCCUCUUAUCGAGGGCUUGGCAGAGUUCGCAAAGGAGAGGCCUGGAAGUGUCAUCCACAGCAAGCACUUUCGCGGUCGAGACGCUUUCAGGGAUAAGCGGGUUAUCGUAGUAGGCGCGUCGGUAUCGGCUGCAGAUAUCGCCGUGGACUUGGUACCGUCGGCCGAAACCCCAGUCCACGCCGUCGUGAUCGGCCACAACGCCAACAUCUACUUCGGUGACGAGGCCUUUCAGCACCCGAAAAUCCAGAAACAUCCCUCGAUAACUCGGAUCACGGGGCGCACGGUUCACUUUGCCGACGAGAGCUCGGUGGCGGACAUUGACCACAUCAUUUUCGGGACGGGCUACACCUGGACUCUGCCCUUCUUGCCUGACGUCAAGGUUGCCAACAAUCGCGUGCAAGGCCUGUACCAGCACGUGGUAUACCGCGAGGACCCGAGUCUAGUGUUCGUCGGAGCGGUCAACGCGGGCCUCACAUUCAAGAUAUUCGAGUGGCAGGCGGUCCUAGCGGCGCGAGUAUUGGCCGGGAGAGCCAAGCUGCCCCCGGUUGAGGGGCAGCGUAGAUGGGAAGCCGAACGGGUCAAGGUGCGGGGCGACGGCCCGAAGUUUGCGCUCGUCUUCCCCGAUUUCGAGGAUUACUUCGAGACGGUGCGCAAGCUGGCCGGGCCGGGCGAGGAUGGGCUGGGACGUCAGCUGCCGCCAUUCCGGAAAGAGUGGCUUGACGCGUUCUACGGCGGGCACGAGAGGAGGAAGAGGAUGUGGAGGAGGCUGAACGAAGAGGCGGCAGACCGAACAGAGGCGCAUGCUAAAUUGUAGGUAGGUACCUCUAGGAGGUAAAUAGCAUCGGGUACGGGCAUUGGUAGAGGGCAGACAGGUACCUAAUCCUGGCCUAUGCGCACCUAUAAUACAGCUGCUUAAAGCGUUGCAACCCGUUGCGGACGGUAGUUCCGUUUCGAGUUCACUCUGUAGUCUGAUCCCAUCUCCAGGUACCCGAGGUGCGUUCCCGCUCCCAGGCCACACGUGGCCAACCCACUAGGUACCUCCCAACCACCCGCUGA
This is a messenger RNA of Durotheca rogersii, 1827 nucleotides long. Its product is annotated as FAD/NAD(P)-binding domain-containing protein. Gene Ontology annotation, molecular function: NADP binding; N,N-dimethylaniline monooxygenase activity; flavin adenine dinucleotide binding. The transcript has 3 exons. Bases 149 to 1585 code for a protein of 478 amino acids. Lineage: Eukaryota; Fungi; Ascomycota; Sordariomycetes; Xylariales; Xylariaceae. The record is from RefSeq and is a predicted model, not a curated record.